UUCAGCGUUUACAAAUCAUAAUUCAUAAUAGUUAUCUAUCAUAACGAUGACAUCAACGAGUACAUCAAAAAUUAAAAACUACGUUUAGUUUUUUAAUAUUUUAUCUAUUACACCAAAUUAUAACUAGACAAGAUACUAUGUUGAUAAAUGAUUCGUUUAAAUUGACUGAAAACUAUAAUUAUUUAAGUUGUACUUGACACUAUCAAGGAUACUGAAUAGAAUUUAAAAAUUAUGUUGAUAGUUGAUUUGGAUUUAUAGAGAUAGGGAAAUUGUUCUUUGAGUUUGUCUAUUUAUUGAUUUAAAGAUUGUGUACAUUUUUACUAUUGUGCAAUUGUGCUGUUUAAAUUUUAAUAUUUCAAGAUGAUAAAAGAAUUAAGCACAGUUCGAGAAUGCAUAGUAAAUACAAAUCUUACAUUAAAAUCUAUAAUACAGGAUAUAUAUUCAUGUGAUGGUCCAAUUGAAUCUCUUACGCAAUUAAAUGGAGAUGGUAGAAAUCAAAUUAACAUAUUUAGAAAUUUAAUUGAAAACUUAGAGCUGUAUGCUCGAGAAGCGGAAAGUCAACAAGAACGAUCAGAAGUUUUAGAAGAAGCCCGUAAUCAGAGAGAAUAUUUAACUAGUAACAUUGCUUCAUUCAGAAAGGCUAAUGUAGAAUGUAUGGCGAGGAUCCACAAAAAAUCUAGUGAACAAUUAUUAGGUUCAAGCAAAGAAGAACAAGUUAGACAUAAGCUGAAAAUGGAUAAAGAAAAUUUAUUAAAACAGUCAUCAACUGUUACCAAUCAACUAUUAUCAGUCAGUAGACAAUUGGCAAGCACAUCUCAACAAAGCUUGGACACUCUUGAAACUCUCUUAAAAUCAUCUUCAACUGUAUCUAAUAUAAGCAAUGAGAUUAAAAAUGCCAAAGGAGCUUUAACUCAAUCUGAAAAACUUUUAAACAAAUACGGACAACGUGAAACAACUGACAAAAUUAUCAUUAUGUUUGCUUUUGCAUUUUUUUUAUGUGUUAUUGCUUAUAUUGUUCAAAAACGACUCUUUUGACACUAAAGAUUUAAGAUUAAAAUAUUUUUUAUAAAAUUUGGCAAACUGUACAAUAUGUAUAUAUUUAGAUGGAUAUG
Molecule: messenger RNA, 1112 nt
Organism: Diuraphis noxia (Russian wheat aphid)
Lineage: Eukaryota; Metazoa; Arthropoda; Insecta; Hemiptera; Aphididae
Gene: Sec20
Product: vesicle transport protein Sec20
Biological process (GO): retrograde vesicle-mediated transport, Golgi to endoplasmic reticulum
Cellular component (GO): SNARE complex; endoplasmic reticulum
Molecular function (GO): SNAP receptor activity
Source: RefSeq, a predicted model, not a curated record